UUCCAGCAAAUGGACAUCGAUGGAAGUGGGGAACUUGACCUGAAAGAAGUCAAGACAGCUUUCUCUCUGCUCGGGCUUGAGAAGUCCGAUGAUGAUUUGCAAAGAAUAUUUCAUGAGUUUGACACUUCAGGGGAUGGACUCAUCCAGUUUGACGAG
Molecule: messenger RNA, 156 nt
Organism: Guillardia theta CCMP2712
Lineage: Eukaryota; Cryptophyceae; Pyrenomonadales; Geminigeraceae
Exons: 1
Molecular function (GO): calcium ion binding
Source: RefSeq, a predicted model, not a curated record